Molecule: messenger RNA, 1844 nt
Organism: Paramacrobiotus metropolitanus
Lineage: Eukaryota; Metazoa; Tardigrada; Eutardigrada; Parachela; Macrobiotidae
Product: sialin-like
Exons: 4
Coding region: 204-1727 (507 amino acids)
Biological process (GO): transmembrane transport; monoatomic anion transport
Molecular function (GO): transmembrane transporter activity
Source: RefSeq, a predicted model, not a curated record
CACAGCAUCUAAAAUUACAUGUACAUACUGAUGUAUAAUAUGUGCAUAUCGCACCAGUGUGUUGCACAGACUCUGCAGUUAAAGUGUAAAUUAAUUAUUACAGCAAGCACCUGCAGUUUGUGGAUAAUGAAUUUCAUAAACCCGAAAGCAAUUUCUACGUAAAUGUUUUCAUUAGUGUGCACUGUUAAUCAAUGUAAUUAACCAUGGGGAACGAAAAGGAGUAUCAUAGUGGCCGCAUUGGACACCGUCAUGGACUACUGUUAUUGUCAUUCUUGGGAACCUUGUUCAUGUACUCAACAAGAGCCAAUCUUAGCAUGUCAAUGGUUGCGAUGGUUUCUCCACCUGUUGAUUCGAACAAUAAAACACCCAGCGAAGCGAAUUCCACUUUUCCAGUAGCUUGUCCCCAUUUGGUAAUGCAACAGUCCAGUCAGCAUUAUUUGCCUUCCAGUAAUGUUUCCGAUAAAGCAAAGGUCAAGCGCAAAUACAACUGGGACUCCAGUAAACAAGGAUUAUUGCAUUCCGCGUUCUAUUAUGGUUAUCUGCUCCCGCAAGUUUUUGGAGGAUGGAUCUCGCACAGAAUUGGCGCAAAGCUUCCUAUUGCCGUCAGUGUGGGAUCAAUCGGUAUUUUGACGAUCAUAUCUCCGUUUGCGGCCGAUCUUGGUUCAUGGUGCUUUUUUUCUGUGAGACUGCUGAUUGGGCUGGGACAGGGAGUCGUGUUUCCGUCGUUAACCGUGCUCUGGACCACAUGGGCUCCUCCAUUAGAAAGAGGACGGUUGCUAGCAACAACGUACACGGGCGCACAGUUGGGCGUGGUUUUUGGAAUUUCACUUUCCGGUGUUUUAGCAGAGGCACUGGGAUGGGAAAGCAUAUAUUACUUUUAUGGUAGUAUUUGUUGUGUAUGGACUAUUUUUUGGUUGCUGUUUGCGUACGACUCACCGGAUCGUCAUCCCAAGAUAUCACAUGCUGAAAAGACAUACAUCAGACAUUCCUUGAUUCGCCCAAAUAGCGAUUCCAAAUUAAGCGACGAUUCCAAUUCUGACAUCGAUAAAGGAAAUGUUCCGUGGUCGGGAAUAUUGCGAACGGUCCCCUUUUGGGCGCUCCUCGCGGUUGAAUUCGGACAUAACUGGGCAUUCUACACCUUGCUGACAAACUUACCGACAUAUUUAAGCAACAUUUUGCACUAUUCGCUUAAAUCCAACGGCGUGUUAUCCGCAUUGCCCUACACGCUGCGUUUUGUCCUCACCAUGAUAUCCUUAUUUGCGUCGGAUUGGAUACAGUCACGCCAACACUGGUCGACAACAUUUCUGCGGAAAUUCUUUUCACUCGGAGCCUUUCUGGGAUGUGGAGCGGCGUUGGUGGGUGUGGCUUUCUCGGGUUGCAACAGUACUUUAACGCUCGUCCUGUUCACCUUUGGUGUGGGCAUUUCCGGGUGGGUGUUUGCUGGUUACAUCAUUAACUAUACCGAAAUGUCACCACGUUACGCAGGCAUCAUUAUCGGCAUGGGAAAUACGGUGGGAACAACGACCGGCAUAAUUGCGCCGCUCUUGGUUGGUGUGCUGACCAAUGGUCCAGGAGGUCAUUCGGUGGAGAACUGGCGAAUUGUUUUCCUAAUUUCCGCUGCAAUGUACUUUGUUAUAUCGGUCAUAUACAGUGUUUUUGGCUCUGCUGAAAGGCAGAAAUGGGACACUGUGCAAAGGAAUCGACAAGAGGAAGUUUUGUUAAAGUGAUCUUUGAAUCGCGAUCGGUGUCCAUAUAAGUGGCGGUAGACCGUAUGCAGUACUUAAAGUAUACCAAUUGCAAAUAUAAAAAUAUGUGAUUAAAAAUAAUCUUUAAAUAAUAAUAUG